Chionomys nivalis (European snow vole) is the source of this 8574-nucleotide messenger RNA. RefSeq names its product sorbin and SH3 domain containing 1 (gene Sorbs1). Lineage: Eukaryota; Metazoa; Chordata; Mammalia; Rodentia; Cricetidae. Gene Ontology annotation, molecular function: protein binding. The transcript has 32 exons. Gene Ontology annotation, cellular component: cell-substrate junction; cytoplasm; nucleus. The record is from RefSeq and is a predicted model, not a curated record. Bases 320 to 5608 code for a protein of 1762 amino acids. Gene Ontology annotation, biological process: cell-substrate adhesion.
ACAGAGCGGGGCUGACUGCAGCGUGGAGCGCGAGCCGGGCUGGACGCGCGCAGCCCUCGCCGGAGACCCGCGAGAUACCCUUGGAGGCCAGGAGAGGGCGUCAGAUCCCUGGGAGCUGGAGUUAUAUGCAGUUGUGAGUCAUCUAACAUGGGUGCUGGGAAUUGAACUUAGGUCCUCUGCAAGACUGGAACUGAUAUCCACUGGAAGAACCUGCAACCCUCUCUCUGCCCAGAGUUCCAGGACCAAUGUGUCUUCCCACCGCCUUAAACCACUGAGCCAUCCGAAGCUGCAGCUUUAGAAGACUUGCCCCACUACCAGCAUGAGUUCUGAAUAUGAUGCCGGAAGCUCUAAAGCUGUUGUGAAUGGCUUGGCACCCGGCAGCCAUGGGCAAGACAAAGCAACUGCCGACCCUUUACGUGUUCGCUCUAUUUCUGCUGUUAAAAUAAUUCCCGUGAAGACAGUGAAAAGCCCUUCAGGCCUGGUACUCCCUCCAGAUAUGGACCCUACAAAAAUCUGCACUGGAAAAGGAACAGUGAUUCUUCGGGCCUCGCCUUCCUACAGGGAAACCCCAAGCAGCAGCCCUGUGAGCCCUCAGGACUCUCCGAAGCAUGAGAGUAAGUCAGAGGAGUGGAGACUUUCAUCCAGUGCCGAUGCCAAUGGCAACGCCCAGCCCUCCCCACUUGCUGCCAAGGGCUAUAGAAGCGUGCAGCCCAGCCUUUCUACUGACAAGCCCCAGGAUGCCACCUCCUCCAGCCAAGCCUCGUCUGAGGUAAUAGUUGUCCCUCUCUACCUGGUUAAUACUGACAGAGGGCAAGAAGGCACUGCCACUACUCCGGCAUCUCUGGGGCCACUUGGCUGCGUCCACACUAUCCCGGCGACCACCCCUGCUGCCUCACCUUUGACCUUCCCGACACUAGAUGAUUUCAUUCCCCCUCAUCUGCAGAGGCGGCCCCACCACAGCCAGCCAGCCAGUGCUUGUGGCUCCCUCCCCCCUGCUAGCCAGAGGCCACCACCCUCACCACCACCUCCGCUGGUCCCUCCCAUACCGGAGGACCUCCACAGAGGCUUGGAGCCUGACCUCCCGGGAGCUGUCUCAAGUACCGGCAGUCCUUUAUUAAAUGAAGUUUCUUCUUCCCAAAUUGAAACUGAUUCCCAAGCCUUCCUUCCAACAAGCAAACCGUCAUCCGCCUACCCCUCCACCACAAUCGUCAACCCCACCAUUGUACUCUUGCAGCAUAAUCGAGAACAGCAAAAACGACUCAGUAGUCUUUCAGAUCCUGCCUCAGAGAGAAGAGUGGGAGAGCAGGACUCAGUGCCAACCCCAGCAGAACUCACCUCGCCCAGCAGGGCCACGGAAAGGAGAGCAAAAGAUGACAGCAGCAGGCGGGUGGUGAAGAGCGCGCAGGACCUAAGCAAUGUGUCUAUGGAUGAAGUGGGCAUCCCACUCCGGAAUACCGAGAGAUCGAAAGACUGGUACAAAACCAUGUUUAAACAGAUCCACAAGCUGAACAGAGAUGAUGAUUCUGAUCUGCACUCUCCUCGAUAUUCCUUUUCUGAAGACACAAAGUCUCCCCUUUCUGUGCCUCGCUCAAAAAGUGAGAUGAACUACAUUGACGGGGAGAAAGUAGUGAAGAGGUCAGCCACACUACCCCUCCCAGCCCGCUCGUCUUCACUGAAGUCCAGCCCAGAGAGAAACGACUGGGAACCCCCAGAUAAGAAAGUGGAUACAAGAAAAUACCGAGCAGAGCCCAAAAGCAUUUACGAAUAUCAGCCGGGCAAGUCUUCUGUUCUGACCAAUGAGAAGAUGAGUCGGGAUAUAAGCCCAGAAGAGAUAGAUUUAAAGAAUGAACCUUGGUAUAAAUUCUUUUCGGAAUUGGAGUUUGGGAAACCGCCUCCCAAAAAGAUAUGGGACUAUACUCCUGGAGACUGCUCUAUCCUUCCUAGAGAGGAUAGAAAGACUAAUCUAGAAAAAGAUCUCAACUUCUGCCAAGCAGAGUUAGAGGCAGAUUUAGACAAAGUGGAGACGGUUAAUAAGUCACCCAGUGCAAACUCGCCACAGAGCUCAGCAGUCAGCCCGACACCAGACGUUACCUCAGAGCCUCCUGGAUAUAUAUAUUCUUCCAACUUCCAUGCAGUGAAGAGAGAACCAGAUGGGACCCCAGGGGUUCUCGCUAGCUUGGAGAACGAGAGGCAGAUUUAUAAAAGUGUCUUGGAAGGUGGUGACAUCCCUCUUCAGGGCCUGAGCGGGCUCAAGCGACCCUCCAGCUCAGCUUCCACUAAAGUGGAUCGUAAAGGCGGGAAUGCUCACAUGAUUUCUUCAUCAUCAGUCCAUAGCCGAACGUUUCACACUAGCAAUGCCUUAGGCCCUGGGUGUAAACCCAAGAAACCCCUGUCGGCUGCGAAAGCCUGCAUUUCGGAGAUCCUUCCUUCUAAAUUCAAACCCAGGCUCUCUGCUCCCAGCGCUCUCUUGCAGGAACAGAAGAGUGUCCUGUUGCCCUCAGAGAAGGCUCAGAGCUGUGAAAACCUUUGCGUUUCUUUGAAUGAUCCCAAAAGAGGCCUCCCACUCCGGGUUGGGGGAAGCAUUGAGAACCUGCUGAUGCGCUCGCGGCGGGAUUACGACAGCAGGUCCAGUAGCACCAUGAGCCUACAGGAGUACGGCACCAGCGCCAGGAGGCCCUGCCCUCUUUCCAGAAAGGCCGGACUGCACUUCUCCAUGUUCUACCGGGACAUGCACCAGAUCAACCGAGCUGGCCUCUCCUUAGGCUCCAUCUCCUCCUCAAGUGUGCGGGAUCUCGCCUCCCACUUUGAAAGGAGCAACCUGGCAUUAGCCAGGGGUGAGCUGGGUGCUAGCCAGGAAGGCUCAGAGCAUAUCCCCAAGCACACCGUGUCUUCCCGUAUCACGGCCUUUGAGCAGCUCAUUCAGCGGUCCCGGUCCAUGCCAUCCCUGGACUUCUCUGGCAGGCUGAGCAAAUCCCCCACACCCGUGCUGUCUAGAAGCGGCCUGACUUCAGCCCGUUCAGCAGAGUCCCUCCUUGAGUCUACCAAGCUCCGUCCGAGAGAGAUGGAUGGGAUGAACUCUGGAGGGGUCUAUGCAUCCCCCACGUGUAGCAAUAUGGCGGACCAUGCCUUGAGCUUCAGGAGCCUUGAGCCUUCUGAGCCCCUUUCUGUCUGUUCAGAUGAGCUAGACCACUGUUCCAAUGUUUCUAAUGACAGCAGGGAGGGCAGCGGGGGCAGUGUCCAUGGAGACUUCCCUAAGCAUCGCCUCAACAAAUGCAAGGGCACCUGCCCGGCGUCGUACACCCGCUUCACCACCAUCCGGAAGCACGAGCAGCAGCAGUCCUCCAGGCAGCCAGACUGGCGCUCCGAUUCCAGGGGCGACAGGAACAGUCUCCUCAGAAACAUCUACCUGAUGAGCCCCCUCCCUUUUCGGUUGAAAAAGCCCCUCCAACACCACCCCAGACAGCCUCCCCUCAAUGACUCCUCAGGGCCCCCUGCCAGCCAGAAGGCAGAUGUCCCCAGUCAGGGCCCUCAGGACCAGCCCCACUCUGAGGGGAAACCCAUGGUCCCCACCCGCCUGUCUUCCCGACACACCAUGGCAAGGCUUAGCCACAACUCAGAGCCCUCUCUGGACAGAUCCGCAGGCCUGGAGGAUUGCACAGGGGCCGUUAAUAACGGGAACCCCGUGCCCUACUCCGACCAUGGCAUGGACAGGAACAACAAUCCACAAAGGGAACUGGCAGCGGCCCAUGGAGAUUCAGAGUCACCAAGACAUUUUAUACCAGCUGAUUACUUGGAGUCCGCGGAAGAAUUUAUCCGGAGACGGCAUGAUGAUAAAGAGAAACUUUUAGCGGACCAGAGACGACUUAAGCGCGAGCAAGAAGAGGCCGAUAUUGCAGCUCGUCGCCACACGGGUGUCAUCCCGACGCAUCAUCAGUUUAUCACUAAUGAGCGCUUUGGGGACCUCCUCAAUAUAGAUGAUACUGCAAAAAGGAAAUCUGGGUUAGAGAUGAGACCUGCCCGAGCCAAGUUUGACUUUAAAGCACAGACACUGAAGGAGCUGCCUCUGCAGAAGGGAGACAUUGUUUACAUCUACAAACAGAUUGAUCAGAACUGGUACGAAGGUGAACACCACGGCCGGGUGGGAAUCUUCCCACGCACCUACAUCGAGCUUCUUCCUCCAGCUGAGAAGGCUCAGCCCAGGAAGUUGGCGCCUGUGCAGGUUUUGGAAUAUGGAGAAGCCAUUGCUAAGUUUAAUUUUAAUGGUGAUACACAAGUAGAAAUGUCCUUCCGAAAGGGUGAGAGGAUUACACUGCUCCGACAGGUGGAUGAGAACUGGUACGAAGGGAGGAUUCCUGGGACGUCCCGCCAAGGCAUCUUCCCCAUCACCUAUGUGGAUGUGCUUAAGAGGCCAUUGGUGAAAAACCCGGUGGAUUACAUCGACCUGCCUUAUUCUUCCUCCCCAAGUCGCAGUGCCACUGCGAGCCCACAGUGUACUAGUCACAGCAAGCUCAUCAUGCCAGCCCCUUCAUCACUGCCCCACUCCCGCCGAGCCCUGUCCCCUGAGAUGCACGCCAUCACCUCUGAGUGGAUCUCGCUGACUGUUGGGGUCCCAGGCAGGCGUUCUCUGGCCAUGACACCGCCCUUGCCUCCUCUGCCUGAGGCUUCUGUGUAUGACACGGACCACUUGGCCUUGUCAGCAAGGGCCCGUCCCUCCUUGCCACUCAGCCUCCCCUAUUCAAGUCUGUCAGAUCACUCCACAUUGCGCUCAGUGGUUUCCCCACUGGCCCUGCCUCCACCCCACAGAGCCUCCUCCCUGGCACCCAGUACUCAGGCUCCUCUUCACGUCAAUGGAGAUGGUGGUAUUCACAUCCACCAAGAUGGCUUCUCUCAGCCACCACUUGGAAACUCUGAUAGGGUCAUCUCAGAGCUUAGUGAUGCCUUUAGCAGCCAAAGCAAGAGACAGCCCUGGCGAGAAGAUGGACCUUAUGAGAGGAAAGCAGAGAGCGAGGCAGGUGAGAGAUGCCCUGGUGGACCCAAGAUCUCUAAGAAGAGCUGCUUGAAACCUUCAGACGUGGUCAGGUGCCUGAGUUCUGAGCAGAGACUUUCAGAGUUCCACACUCCUGGUGACAGCCAGUCCUUCAAGCCUCUGGGUAGCCCUUUCCCAACAUGGGAGGCUGGGCCACCAGAGCUUCACAGAGGUGUCGAGGCUGACAGGAAGGCUGCUCAGAGUGGUGUAAGCCAGGAAGCAGUUUGCAAUGAGAUCAUAAACAUUGCCGAGAAAUCUGUCCAUUACUGCAGCACUGUCUCUCAUCCCCUUGACUUUCAUCACAAGGUACCCCCCUCUGACAGUAAAUCAUCUUUAAUCGUUUCUCAGCAACCUCAAGCCCAGCAGCGGAGGGUCACCCCAGACAGGAGUCAGCCCUCACAGGAUUUCUACCAAGCACUGUAUAGCUAUGUGCCACAGAACGAUGAUGAGUUGGAACUCCGAGAUGGAGAUAUUGUUGACGUCAUGGAAAAAUGUGACGACGGAUGGUUUGUUGGCACUUCAAGAAGGACAAGGCAGUUUGGUACUUUUCCGGGCAACUAUGUAAAACCUUUAUAUCUAUAAGAAGACUGAAAAUCACAGAGAUUAUUUUUCUCGGAGGAUGAAGCAUCAUUCAUGAACUGGUCUCUUUAUUUAAAUAUUGGGUCAGCAGGAAAUUUAAUGCAGUUGGUAAAGAAUUCAAAGAGAGGAACGAAGAAGUAUGUUAAAACCCACUGUGUAUCAGGGCUUGACUGUGUGCUGAGGAAACUGGUAUUUACGUGGCUGCUCUGGAAGCUGCUCUAGCCCCACUGUUCGGGUAAUCUGAUCUGGAGUAGUGUCCAUGGGCAGCGUUAGCCAAAACUGUGCUUAGUCUUUGCCCAGUCCCAUUUCCAAGGGGCCCCCUGGGGCAGAUAGCUCAAUUCCUAACCAUGUCCCACAGGCCCAGCCUGAGCAUCACUGACCACGCCUGCCUCUAGCCCUGGCUGUCCCAGAGCCAGCAGAACCCCAGUGCUGCUGGAAGCCAGUUUGGGUUGUUGAGGUUCUCCUUCAGCACCACAACUUGAUGAGGUCUAGGUAAAGAAAUGGAGGCAGACCGGGUGCCCUGGCAUUUAGUCAGCUGGGUGACAUUGUUCUUGACUGCUCUGAUAUUCAGACAGAAAGCAUGCCAUAUUUGUCCUGAGCUUGGGAGCAGGUGGCCAGGCAGAUGGGUUACAUUUGUGUUUCCACAUGACUGAGGCAGUCACCUUGCGGCUCUGGAGGUCACUCGGAGUAUACUCCUUUCCUGGUCACCACCACUGGCUGGGCAGGGUGGCAUGUGCCUUUCUUCUCUGGCUUAGUAUGAGCUCGAUACCCCUGAGCCCACAGAAUCCAGACGGGGCUCUAGCAGUUCUCUUGGCAUGUGUAGGAGCAAGCUGGCUGCUGGGCCACCAUGCUAAGGCACUCUCAGACCUGGAGGGAUCCGGGCAUUGCCCAUGGAGGGGUUCUAAGGCCGCUGGGAAUGUUGUCUCUCCCAAUCCUUGUCCCCUCCUCCACAGCACCCCAGGCCUGAGUCAGAGCCGAGGAGUCAUACAUACACUGGUAUAAAGCUACAGUUCCGCUCCUUCUGAUGGCCACCAGGAGUCUGUCCUCUGUGGGUCCUGGCCGUGAAGAGGGGAUCCCUGGGUGCUGUCACCACACUAAUUGUUAGAUCCCUAAUUGACACAAAGCUAGGUAUGGCCUGUUCCCAGAGCUCAACUUGCCAGGGGUUCAGCUGAGUGGACGACAUAGGAAAAGGAGCCCAAUCUAGAGAGACUGUGAUACGUGCAGAGGGUGUGAGAAGAGAUGAGUUUCUCUUGGGGUGGGUACCCGAGAAAACAUUGCCAGGUUUGCAUCUCCCUCAGCUCACUGAGGAUGCUGGGAGAACCUUUGUCUGAGAGUAUUCAUGUCUGGGGAUACUUGGGAUUUUCCCCAGACUCUCAGCCUCUUAUUCUACCCGCAAAUACAUGGACAAGGUCACAGAUAGCAGGAAUUGUAGGUGAUAGGGGUAUAUACUGGAACCCCUGGCUCUCUGCAUGUAGUUGAGAAUCAUGCUAACCACUAUCCCAAAGUCUGGAGUCUUUACAAGUUGGAAACAUUUGUUUUCAGUGGCUGUCCCAGAUAGCCUAGGAUCGCACUCACUUCCCCCCACCACCCAUCAGCCACAGUUCUCCAAGGAGGCUCUCAGAAAAGACACUGCCUCUGAUUGAUUCACACUGAAAAUAAGUGGGUGAUAGGAGGAAUGUGUUGCGUCUUUCAGGGGGUGUGGUUUUUCACUGACAGAGCAGAGCCUUUAAUCCCAAGGGAGAAGGGUGUGGAACUGAGGGGGUAGAAGCUUCCUGGGCAGAAAAGCCCUGGUGACUCUAUGACCUGUUGCUUUGGAAGCUUUGCUUCACUGGCUGGUAGCACUGCUUUCUUUUUUUUCUUUAUCCCUCUCAAGGGAAUAUAGCAAAAAAUAUAAUAAUAAAAAGAAAAUAAAUAAACGCAUAUGUGCAUUUUUUAACCCGUUUGGAAUGUAGUCCUUGCUCUAUCCUAGAUGCCAAUCAUGAACAGUGCAAUUGUAUCUAAAUUUCCUGAGGGGUGCUUUUUGAUUAAGUAGGUAACUUCAAACACCCCUUUAAAUACAGCUAGAAAAAAAAAACCAUUUUGUAAAAGCCACAUUUGCAUCCAAUGCCAGCGUCACACAGAUGGUCUCCCAAAAUCCAGGUAUGCCCAUCUUUAAUAAAAAUCUUUCCAGCUUCCUGUAUAUGAAAAAAAUGAAAAGAGCGAAGGUUUCCAAUUAAUCCUUUGUCUUCAGACAUUUAGUAAUAUAAAGUACCUAUUUUUAUGCUGAAAUGUUUAUACAGGUUUACUAACAGCAAGCGCAGCUAACUGGCGGCAUGCCUCACAACACGGUUUUGAUAUAUUAGCCAUGCUUCCCAGGUAAAUGCACACCCCAAACUACUCACCUUUUGCAGUCUCUCUGGGAUCAGUAAAAGAAAAAAACAUCACGUUUGAGAAGUGGGACUGUAAAUAUGUAAUGUAUAUUUAACUUUGUGUAGCCCAUGUACCUAUCUUGUAUAGAAAAUAAUUUUUAAAACUUGAGCAGAAAUGGAGUAAAAUAAGGAAGUCAUGAAGGGUUGGUUUUUUUCCCCACUUUUAUUUAAAUGAAGGAAUUUCAAAUAAUUCACCUGCAGACUUUUAGCACAAAGAUAGUCAUUGGAAAGUAUUAACAUAUACAGUUGUUCUUUGGGGAAAAGAUGACAACUAUAAUAUCAUUUACAGUUUCGUUUUGCAGUUCUGUUUAUCUGCAGUAGUAUUAAAUCCUAUUGCUGGAAAAGGUUACUACCAAAAAAGAAGAUUAUAUUCAGAAAACAAUAACUGACAUAUGUAACCUACUAUUGCAUCUAAAUUCCACACCAAGCGCAUGUACUAUGCAGACACAGAUUUUUCUGUUCAUUUAUUUUUCUUUAUUGCAGUGGAUUGAUUUGAUAGACAUGUUGAAUUACUACUUUGCUGUACAUAUUAUUUAAUAAACUUUAUUCAGAAUUAUGUGG